Oncorhynchus kisutch (coho salmon) is the source of this 6019-nucleotide messenger RNA. RefSeq names its product ubiquitin specific peptidase 20 (gene usp20). Gene Ontology annotation, molecular function: zinc ion binding; cysteine-type deubiquitinase activity. The record is from RefSeq and is a predicted model, not a curated record. Bases 741 to 3611 code for a protein of 956 amino acids. The transcript is spliced from 24 exons. Lineage: Eukaryota; Metazoa; Chordata; Actinopteri; Salmoniformes; Salmonidae. Gene Ontology annotation, biological process: protein deubiquitination.
ACUGACGUUAAACCAGUGUGUGAGUUGGGCGGGGGAGUAAGUGGGAUGGGGUAUCUAUUCCGUACAACAGCCACAGUAGCUAGCCAGGAUACCAUCGCUAGCUAGGUGUUUACCUAUUUUUAACGCACGUUUCCCCUUAAAUGAACUUAUCUGAAUAUUGUUGUGACAUCGCCUGGUGUUGGUAAAUAGCUCAUGUUGAGAUUCAUGUAUUUGUUGUCGAUGUCAUCAUCGAUUUUUGAUGCUAGUUAGGCGUGGAAAAACAGGGCCUUCAGUUUGCAGCAGAGCUGUCAGAUGUCGGUGUCUCUAGCCAAACCAUAGUGCAGGAAUUGGUUUUAUAAAAUUAAAAAAGUGUACCUGUGUUGGCUGAUGUGCGAUAGUUAGAUGUUUAGUUAAUUGAUUAUCCAUUUCUAGAAUGUCGAUGGGUUGUCAGGCAGCUAGUUACUAGUAAAUGCAGUAAUUCCAAAGCUUUGAGUGAGUAGAGUAACGUUAGCUUCCUAGCUAAACUAAAGAGCAUAAUAUUCGGCGACAUUCCCUGCUUCAGUACGACUAAUUCGACAUACGUUUUGUAAUAGUCUACUCUGGCAGAGUCAGACACACCCCUUGAUUGAAGUGUGUCUACUUAUUGUAGCCACUUACUGAUGUCAGCUUGCUUCAAUGUAUUGUUUUAUCUACACAAACAAAAUAUCAGAUUCAUAUUUUUGUGUAUUAUUAGCUAGAUCUUUAGAAGAAGUUGAAUAAACAUGAGUGACCUGGGGGACAUUUGUCCCCACCUGGAAUCCAUAGGGGAGGUCACCAAGGAGGACCUUCUGCAGAAAUCCAAGGGAACCUGCCAGUUAUGUGUAGCAGGAGGACCCAACCUCUGGGCCUGUCUUCAGAGCGAGUGUCCAUAUGUUGGCUGUGGAGAAUCCUUUUCAGAUCACAGCACCCUACACGCUCAGACUAAGAAACACAGCCUGACAGUAAACCUGACAACAUUCAGGAUCUGGUGCUAUGUGUGUGAGAGGGAGGUGUUUCUAGAGCAGAGGCCUGCAGUAGUAUCUGCUAUGUCUGCCACUCACACUCCCCACCACUGUAAAGCUAUGGACAACCAGGUACGCCAUCGCACAAAGGAUGCAUUUCAUCAACCAGUGAGUCACCACCGCCCGUUGAAGGCGGUGCCCAUCGCGGUGGCAGAAGAAGAGGGGUCAGAGUCAGAGGAGGAUGACCUCAAACCCAGAGGUCUGACAGGGAUGAAGAAUAUCGGUAACUCCUGCUACAUGAACGCAGCUCUUCAAGCCCUGUCCAACUGUCCUCCUCUCACUCAGUUCUUCCUGGACUGCAGUGGACUGGUGCGGACAGACAAGAAACCUGCGCUGUGCAAGAGCUACCAGAAACUAAUCUCUGAGCUCUGGCACAAGAAACGGCCUAGUUACGUGGUCCCCACCAGUUUGUCCCAGGGAAUCAAGCUGGUCAACCCUAUGUUCCGUGGCUACGCCCAGCAGGUAGGGGCAAGCUCCCAGCAGGAUACCCAGGAGUUUCUGCGCUGUCUGAUGGACCAGCUCCACGAGGAGCUCAAGGAGCCAUUGGCAGAGUUCGGCAGGGGGGGUGAGGGGGACGAGCGGAGGGACGGGAGCGACCGCUCCCCCGCCGAGGACGAGUUCCUCUCCUGCGACUCAGGUGCCAGCAGCGACCGGGGAGAAGGAGGAGGGCUGGGGGAGGCGGGGCUGCUCAUCCAGGACGAGUGCGGGGGGGCGAGGGUGGGAGGCACUGGGGGGCGAUCAGGGACAGGAGGACCCAUCUCGGAGAAAGAGAGGCUGAAGGAGAAGAGGGUUUUGGGCUCGCCCCUCCACGGAGGCUCCCAGGAGAUGGACGAGGACGCAGAUGUGGAUACGGCGGCGGCCGAGAAGGGGGCUCUAGAGAGGGGGGCGGAGGAGGAGGAGGGGACCCCCCCUAGACCACAGAGCCCCAGUCAGAGUCAAACACAGGGGCAGAUGCAGAGCAGCAACACUCCAGAGCCAGACAACGAGGCAUCGAUGCAGCAGCGCCCCCAGUCUCGCCCCUGCAGCCCUGUCCGUACGGUCCAGGAGCUGCAACCAAAACUCUCCUCCAGCCCCCCUCGCUCUAGCACCCUCCGCUCUGCAGGGCCCACAUACUCCUUCAAGAAAGCCCAGCUGAUCCUGGGUGCCAAGAAGAAGAAACAGUCUCUCUACCGCAGUGUCAUCUCAGACAUAUUUGACGGCUCCAUCCUCAGCCUGGUCCAGUGUCUGACCUGCGACAGGGUUUCGACCACUGUGGAGACCUUCCAGGACCUGUCUCUGCCCAUCCCAGGUAAGGAGGACCUUGCCAAGCUACACUCCUCCAUCCACCAGAACAUCCCAGCCAAGACCGGUGUCUCUCUGGACGUCUACGGCUCACAGGGCUGGAUCACCUACAUCAUGGACUCCAUACGCAGGUUUGUGGUGUCCUGUAUCCCCAGCUGGUUUUGGGGCCCCAUGGUAACGCUGGAGGACUGUCUCGCUGCCUUCUUUGCUGCUGAUGAGCUCAAAGGGGACAACAUGUACAGCUGUGAAAAGUGUAGAAAAUUGAGAAAUGGUGUUAAAUAUUGCAAAGUACUUCAGCUACCUGAGAUUCUGUGCAUUCACCUGAAGCGUUUUCGUCAUGAGGUGAUGUACUCCUUCAAGAUCAACAGUCACGUGGCCUUCCCAUUGGAGGGACUCGACCUCCGACCUUUCCUGGCCAAGGAUAGCCUCUCCCAGAUCACCACUUACGAUCUGCUGUCCGUCAUCUGUCACCAUGGCACCGCAGGCAGUGGUCACUACAUAGCGUACUGUCAGAACGUGAUCAACGGUCAGUGGUAUGAGUUUGAUGACCAGUAUGUAACAGAGGUCCAUGAGACGGUGGUGCAGAAUGCUGAGGCCUAUGUGCUCUUCUACAGGAAGAGCAGUGAGGAGUCAGUGAGGGAGAGGCAGAAGGUUGUGGCUCUAGCCAACAUGAAGGAGCCCAGCCUGCUGCAGUUCUACAUCUCCAGAGAGUGGCUCAACAAGUUCAACACCUUCACUGAGCCAGGGCCCAUCAGCAACCACACCUUUCUCUGCCAGCACGGAGGGAUCCCACCCAACAAGUACCACUAUAUAGACGACCUGGUGGUGAUCCUGCCGCAGAAUGUAUGGGAGUACCUGUACAACAGUUUUGGAGGAGGCCCAGCAGUGAACCACCUGUACGUGUGUGCUAUCUGCCAGGUGGAGAUAGAGGCUCUCGUCAAACGCAGAAAGGUGGAAAUAGACACCUUUAUCAGGUUGAAUAAAGAGUUCCAGGCGGAGGAGGCUCCUACAGUCAUCUUGUGUAUCAGCAUGCAGUGGUUCAGGGAGUGGGAGAACUUCGUCAAGGGCAAAGACAACGAACCCCCUGGUCCUAUUGACAACAGUAAGAUUGGUGUGAUGAAAGGGGGACACAUACAACUAAAGCAAAGGGCUGACUAUGGUCAGAUCUCAGAGGAGACGUGGCAGUAUCUUCUCAGUAUCUACGGUGGAGGGCCUGAGACUGCAGUGAGACAGACCGUGUCGGCCCCGGCCCUCGACACAGACAGCCUGCACAGAGAGAGGAAGAUCGAGGCAGAGACCAGGGCACUCUGAGAAACACACACAAUGGUCAUCUGUCUGUCUGACUCCUACACCUGGGUGAAGAGAAGCACCUGGGUGAAGAGAAGCACCUGGGUGAAGAGAAGCACCUGGGUGAAGAGAAGCACCUGGGUGAAGAGAAGCACCUGGGUGAAGAGAAGCCUUGUCAGGAGCACUUUGUAAAACGUAGCAACGCGCCUCAUUCUAUUACCUGUGCAGAAGGACAUAGUUGUCAAUUAUCAUCCUACCGUAGUGAAAAGGUCUUAUUUAUUGAAUAAAUCUUAAAAAGAUUUCUAAGUGAAAAAUGUAACAUUGCGUGACACCAUGUUUCUGAUGCUGUUAGCAGCUAUGGUUGGUUAAGUCUAAAUCUAAAGAGCUGCUGUACCAGUGUAGUAGGUGUGUCAUCGUUAAAGGUGUUCAGACGAGAAGUGGAGGGAGGUAGUGGUGUUUGGGACCAUGAUGCCAAGGAGUGUGACAUCGUCAGUGUUAAUCACUGCUUGAAGACUCGGGUCAACAUGUACAUUCUGCUCCACACACGACAUUCAGUGACGACACGUCGGCCACUUUUACUGAUGUAAAAAAUAAAAAAUGUAAAGAAAUAAAAGGAUGUUCAGAGUUGAAUGUUCUGCUUCUUUCCGAGGAGGACUACAGUGUUUUCCGAUUGGCCUGACUCGUGCCGUCUCAUCGCAUAGACAUUACAAUUGAUUUGUUUAAGUCAUACAGAUUAAAGCUCAUCCCAUCAAGACCCCCUAAUAUUAUGUUUACAGACAGUAGGAACAAGCAGAUGAGGGGAUUCUCUCUCUCUGUUCCUUAGUGAGUGAUUUCACAAGGUUUUGAGGUGUAGAAGAUGAGUCUUGUCCCAGAUCUGUUUUGUGCCGUCUUACUAACUCUCUAUGGUCUAGUUGGCAAGAUGGCACAAACGAUUCUGGGACCAGGCUAAUAGGAAACCGCAGCAGAUCUACAGGGGAGGAGGGGACCCUCAGGAGAGUAGCCCCAGGUCAGGAUAUCAGGCUAGCAGGGAGGAAAGAGAGGGGGGUCCAACCCCCAGUCCCCCUGCAGGGAUAGAGGUAGAGGUGACCAGUGUGGAAGAGUGUGAAGGGCUAUAUCUGUCAAAUCUCUAUCACGUCUCGUACUUCUCCCCAGCUCCAUAUCCCAGAAUUCAACACUCCCCCAGGUCACUAGCCUGCACCAGCCUGCACUUGUCUCUCUGCUUGGGGAAAUAUCAUAUUCACCCUUAUCCCUCUUACCAUAAAGGUUCAUUAACCUGCAGUGUGCAUGUUAGUACUGCACGCUAACACAGAUGUUGAAACUUGUUUUCCUUUUCUUUGGUAUCGGUUGGCAGGAGGAUGUUGUUGUGUACCCUCUUAGUAAAAAUGGUUCCAAAAGGGUUCUGAGGCUGUCCCCAUAGGAGAACCCUUUUUUGGUUCCAGGUAGAACUCUUUUGGGUUCCAUGUAAAAACCAGAGGGAACCCAAAAAGGUUCUACAUGGAACCCAAAAGGGUUCUUCAAAGGGUUAUCCUAUGGGGACAGCUGAAGAACCCUUUUGGGUUCUAGAUAGCCCCUUUUGUUCUAACAAUGUAUAAGAGGGAGAUGAUGUAAUCCAAGCGGGCAUGUCCAUAUGAGCUUCACCUGAGUUCUGAUUCCUUCAGAAUGCCAACUAGCCAUUUAAAUGUUAACUAACAUACGUUCAAGUGUGUCUGUCUACUGUAGCAAUGCUAUGUAAUGGAUGCUGAAUGACAGUGUUGGUACCUAAAUGUGAAAGUUUGAGUGAUUCUGUGCUGGUAAUUGGUAUGUCGGUGUCCAAAGAGAAGUAAAUGUUUCCCCCUUCUUCUUUUUCUAUAUAUUUUGUUUGUAUUCCUUUGUUUUUGCCAAUUCUGUAAAGAAGUGAAACCUCCAAGUGUUUUUGCAGAGAAGUGCAAUGAAAACCUUUGAUGGUCUAUCUGUGCUCAGACACCUUAGAGUUUAUUAUUAUUAUAGGCUGCCAAUGGGUUGCUGAAGCGUUGUAACUUAGUUAUGACAGCUGACUAUACAGUGAGGGUCCCUGUGGUACAUUCCAGCGGUCUGUGAUUAUUUUCUCAAUUCACCUCUGAAUUCCUGGUUUGUGUGUCUACGUUGGGUUGUGUACACACACUUGCGUGUAAGCGUUUCAUUUUCACUGGUAAAUGGUUGAACAUAAAGAUGUUGCUGUGGUGGGAUUGAUUGCAUAGAUAAUGACUUGCCUCAUAUCUUUUUCCCAAAACAAUAAUAGGAGUUAAUCAACUGCUGUUUUUCAAUGACGAGAGAGAGUGUGUCAUAGUGAUGGUGAUCUUUUGUUGCUAUUUGACUUCUGUGGUUGAUCCACACUCAGAUGAUUGUCUGGGAUUGUCUGGAAAACAGAUGUAAUUAUAAAUGAUUAUAUGAUUAAAAGCCUGCUCUAUCUUGUG